Molecule: messenger RNA, 2717 nt
Organism: Symsagittifera roscoffensis
Lineage: Eukaryota; Metazoa; Xenacoelomorpha; Acoela; Convolutidae
Exons: 9
Coding region: 37-2538 (833 amino acids)
Source: RefSeq, a predicted model, not a curated record
UGAUAAACUUAUUAAAUAGUUAUGUGAAUGUAUUAGAUGAGUAUGGAACAUGCCUUGUCUGUUUUGUUGGACCACAGCAAAGAAGCUGAAGUUGUUGGACUGCAGAGCAAAACACACUUGUUGUCACUGCACUCUAGCAGCAGCAGCAGUCCAAAUGAAGUAGUUUAUUCUCACCAAGCACACCAAACUUCCUUAGAGUCCUCAGCCGAACAACAGCAACAACAACAACAGCAACAGAUGAACAGCAGCAGAAGCAACAGUAGUGGCAGUUGUUUGGAACAUGUGGGAGCAUUCAGCAACCGAUUCGAUCUGAAUGGAACAAAUGGACGACGUCGACACAAUCACGCCACCAGCACAGCCAUAACCGCCAAUGGCGAGGAAAGAUGGAACUCGUUCGACAACAGAUGGGAGACAGAAGGAGAGGGAGGGAAAGGGGAAACUGAAACUAAUGAGUUGGAUCAUUCACAUGAAGUGUGUGAGGGAUACGAGAGCGAGUCUUCUCUGGACAGCAGUUACGAAGACUCUCUUCAUAUGGCAGCCCUCAUUGGCAAGAGUCUCUUAGACAGGAACAGUGAGUUGGAACGACAGCUGUCUGUGUGUGCGAGUGAGUUGAGUGAGAGGGAGAGUGAAGUGAGGGCAAUGAGAGUUGAAGUGAGUCAGUUGAGGGCAGAGCAGGAACAGCACACUCACAACAGACAACUCCUGUGUGAACAGACUGAGCAGCACACACUGCAGUUGGAGCGUGAGAAGGAGGGACUGAGGCGCCAGUUGGAGAUGGAGAGGCGGGAGAGUGAGGAGUUGCAUGUGCAGUGGGAACAGCUGCAGGCCACUUGUGUCUCUCUCCAACACCAGCUGCACAAACACAAGGAGAGAGAGAGGGCAGACAGGAUUGGUCUGCGAAGAGGCAGGAUGGGGAGUGGGGGGGACGGAGCUGAGUGGAGGGGGGCACUCGAGAUAGAGGAGGGGGUGAUGCGGAGAACACACAGUGUGGACCAACUGGCUGCUUCUGGAGGUGGCCAAGGGGGAUCGGCCCUCUUUCCAGCAGUCUCUCUCUCAUCCAACAGGUACAGGGUGGUGUGUGGGGGUAAUGUGUGUGGAGGGGUGCGAGUGAAGAGAGUGGAGUGGGAGAAGAGACAAUUGCAGACACAAGUGGACAGAUUGGAGCACGAUCUCCACUCACUAUCCACUGCUCAAGAUGAGCUGUAUGGUAGAGUGUGGGCGGCAGAGUCACGUGCAGAGGUGGGGGAGAGAGUGACACAGAUUGUGAACAACUUCAUCAUAAUGCAUGAACAACAACAACGACAGGAGCACACUCACAAUCGACUGCUGCACAGAGUGAACAACAGCAAGAAGAAGAAGAAGAACAGAGAAGAGAGUGGGAAGAGAACUGAAGAAGAGGAGGAGGAGACAUUUGGGAAGGAGAGAGAGAUGAGAGAAACAAGUGAAAGAGAGUCUCCUCUGAGUCUUCUGCAGAAGAGACUGCGGGAAUGCUGCCAAUGUUGUCACUUCUGUUGCAAUAGUCGCCCUCCAACAACCACAACAACAACAGCAGUUGGUGACACUGGAGAAGAUGUAAAAAGUGGUGACAACCACUUCAGACAACUACAACUCACAGCAGAUGCCAGCAGUAGUCGAUACACUUGCAUGAACAACAAGACAAAGAAGAGUCCCACAAUGAUUUUAACGAGUCCCCUUGUUAGAACAAACGGAAACAACCAGCAGCAGUUCUUAGCUUCAAUUGGUGGCAUUGAGUUGAGUCGACCAAACCAACAAUCGGACAGCAAGUGCAAUAGAGUUGAACAUUAUCAGUGCAAACAAAACACAAUCAACAACAGUACCACAAGUCAAAGUUGGAAUCCAUGUUCUGAAACUACUACUAGUCCUCGUGAUGCCUGUUGUAAUGGUAUCACAAGCACUAAAAGGGAAUCGCCACCAGAAGAGGGAUCAGAAAAUAGAGGAGAAGAUAAUACAUGUGUGCAGUUGCAUCAAACUGGACCAGAUUGUGUGAACAGCUUUAAUUGCGAGUCAUCAUCGUCAUCUCGUGCUUCCAACUCCUUCUGUUCCUGCCAGGGUCAGAGUGGUUGUUCAUUGGGAGUGUCGAUCAGUGAGUUGAUAGACCUCAUAGUGGAGAUGGAGGUAGAAAGUAGCAUUGGGAUGAGAGAGUGUUCCAUGACAGACGACACUGGUCACUAUUGCAAUAAUAGAAUGGAUGGCAGCAGUAGGAGAGUAGGGGGAGGGGGAGGGGGAGGGGGAACUGGCAGUGGAGCUGGAAGGGGAGUGCGAAGUGUGAGUUGCCAGACAUUCCCAGUGCCCCGUGGUCUGCUGUCCAGUAACAAGCGAAAACAACAACAACAACACAGGCUCAGCCAGAAGAGUUUUGGUGGCAGCAGUGGUGGAGAGAGGGGAGGGGGGACUACUAGUAGUGGGAGAGUGUGUGCAGUAGUGGAGAGUAUGGCGGUGGGGGAGAGCAGUGCCUCUGGGGACUGCAAACUACUGCUGGACAGCAUCUACAGGGCCAUACAACAAGCCAAGACAUGACACACAUGGAACAGAGACACAACACAGGCCAUUACAUUGGAACACCACAACACUUGAUAGAACAGGCGGCCACACAGUGCAGUAUGAGAGUAAAAGAGAGAGAGAGAGAGAAGAGACACAGAUAUGACAUACAAGGAGCACAGAGAAGGGCAGAAGAUGAGCCAUAGAAUAUAACAGAA